AUGCCAUCGGGAUUUCCUACAUAUCAAGGAUCAUACUCUCCAGGGUUUCUCUCGGGUUAUCAAGAACCUAAGAUAAAGACAUCUCUUCCAGGUUUCCUUUCAUCCGACGAAGCAUUCACAUCUCGAUAUGGCAUGCCAUCGGCUAGUAGUUUCAAAACAAAGCCAACUCGGGCAAAACCAAGAAGACAAAAGGAGUCAGAAUUCCUGGUCAAUCCAACUAAGAAACCGACUCUAACCUCUUCCUCGAGCCACGAAUCUAUUGAAGAUUCGAAGCAGAAAGAAAAAGAUAUUGGGAUAAUCGAAUUCUCUAUGUCCAAUCUGCUCAAUACUAUUGGUCAAACUUCUAGAGAAGCAACGCAACCACCCCAGGUCAGCUCAACCCAACCUAUCGAGAUGAUCAAUCACUUUUCUGACACAAGUUCCAGUAGUGGCGACGAAAGUUCAGACAAAGAGUCACUCCCAAAGCAAUUUGCCAUCGGAGAAAGAUCAACUGCCCCCAAAAGAGAACCAAACAUGAAUGAGGUGUUUUCAAGCGAUGAAGAGAUGAGUUACACACGCCCCCGAAAUCAAGAACCUCCACAUAAGCAGUUCACAUCUAAAGUCAUGGUCUUUACGUUCGAUGACAUUCCUUUUGAAAAAUGGAAUGACCGACUCGACGGAUUUCAUGCAUGGAUGACUUCGGAAGCCAUUACAUCACCCCUGGAGCUAGUCAUUCAGCUAUUCACGGCACGACUAUCAGGAGCCCUCAAAGAAUGGUGGAACUCACUCGGUGAGUACCGACAUCAGCAAGUCUAUCAAACGACUAUCCCCUUGCUCCUCAGAGAGAUUCACAGAGAAUUCAUCGGUACACCUACUCACCUAAAGGAACAACUACAAGAAGAAUUCUUUUCAGCAAAAUGCUGCUCACUCAAAAAGAAGGAUCUGGCUAAACAUUUUGAACGUCAAACACGGAGGUAUUAUGCGCUUAUUGGUCUCAAUAACCCAAGCUUGAAGCAAGUCUACUUUUCCUCCAUCGACGACUACCUGAGUCAACAAACCAAGUUGUACAUCAGGGACCAAAGACAGACAAUCGAAGAAAUAUCUAUUGUUCAAAUCCAACAAUAUGUCUUCCGAACACUCGAUAAGCUCUGCAAGCAAAAAGAAUUCUGGAUGGAAUUCAUGGACAAAUCAAAGCAAUUGUCCAAGAUAUGUGCCAGGCCAGACCUCUCCAUCAAAUGUUCCAAAUCCAAGAAAAAUUGUUCAUGA
This is a messenger RNA of Thlaspi arvense, 1245 nucleotides long. The record is from the annotation of a GenBank genome assembly. Lineage: Eukaryota; Viridiplantae; Streptophyta; Magnoliopsida; Brassicales; Brassicaceae.